CAAAACUAUCAUCGGCUCUAAUGUUACCUGCAGUAGGAGGCUCAUUAUAAUAUCGUAGAGGGGAGUUCUCCUCACCGCCUCGCAGCCACCAGUCAGAGAUCUCCGCCCCAGUCAUCUUGGGCUACAGCUCGGAGCCCGGAUGCGCCGCCAUGCCGCCUCUGUCAGCGAAUGGAAUAAUUUAUUCACCAACCUGCCUCACACUGGCCCACUAGGAGUUGACUGAAGAAGUCGAUAAGACAGUUUCGUGGCCACCGGAGCCUUUGCUGCCUACAGGCCAGUGCAGGAUACCUGUGCCGUGCCUGCUCGCUUGUUUGCGUAGCUUAGCACUGUUGUGUCGCUGUAGGGACACUUGUGCUAGCUGCGCUAACGUUAGCUCAAGCGGAGAGAGUGCGGGGUAGUGACAGUCCGGCCGGAGGCGGGGAGAGUCGCGAGCUGCGAGGCUCAGAAAAUUACUCCCCAAAACAAAACAAAAAAACAACAACAAAAAACUUUCUAUGUCUUCAUCAGCUCUGAAAAUCAAAAGAGAUGUCUGUUGAUGAGGAUACUGAAAAAAUGGGCAGUCCACAGCCUAGCUCGACGUCAUCUCUGCAGCUCACGGAUGGUCCUGGAGGUUACGGUGGUGUGUCUGUGAUGAUGGAGGGAACUGCAGCUACCCCUGACUUUGCAGCUGCUUGCCCUCUUCUGGGCACUGCUGCCUCGCCAAAACACACCAGCACAACUGAUGCGCUCACCCUCGCAGACAAUGCUGGACAGAGAGCCAGAGGGAACGAGAAUAGCAUCAAUCGCAGAAAUAGCUUUCAUCAUUCCAAACAACAACAACAACAGCAGCAACAACAAACAAAGCUAACAAAGCGGCGCUACACUGCAAAUUCUAGUUUCAAGCAUCCUUCAUCUGGCAAACGGAGACGAAGGGCCAACUCUGAGAGCGAUUCUGUCCUGCCCACCAACUUCCUCUUGGGUGGGAACAUUUUUGACCCACUGAAUCUCAACAGCCUGCUGGAUGAGGAGGUCAACAAGGCACUGAAUGCAGAGACUCCCAAAUCCUCUCCGCUGCCAGCAAAAAGUCGAGACCCUGUGGAGAUACUCAUCCCCAGGGACAUCACAGAUCCACUGAACCUGAACAGUGGGAUAGCUGACAGCAGCUUUUUGGCUUCUCCCUUCAAGAGUGGAGGAAGGAAGAGACACCGCAACAGGCACCAUGGGGGAGGAGGAGGUGGUGGAGGUGGGAGUGGAGGAGGUGGGAGUGGUGGCGGUAUUGGGAUUUCAGCCACACAAAUGAACCUCUCAGAAUCAGGAAAAAGUGAAGUUAAAACAGGUCCUUCUGUACCUCUUCAAGGUACCUUAGCCUCAUGUUCUGCACUAGAAUCCAACAAUGAAUCCGGUAGUGUUUCUAGUGUCAUGGCAGAGUCCCACGAGCACACAGAUUGCAGCUCAGCAAGCUGCAAGGAGGAAAUGCCACCUGCAUCCAUGGAGGAUUCCACUUCAGGGGCACCGUACCAGCACACAAGUAGACGCAAGCGAAGGCGCAACUCGGGCAAAAUGGAGCCCCCUGUCACCCAUUCUACUCCGAUUGGCAAGUCGGGACCCGGAGACAGGCAUUUUGGUGCAGGGGGAGCAAGAAAUUCCUUUCACACGCCAAAAUCUGGUUCCAAAAUAGGCCCUGGAAUACGCCAGCACCAGCAGCCCCACUCUCAUACAAAGGAACAGCACAAGAAGUUCCAGUAUGGGAAUUACAACAAGUAUUAUGGAUACCGCAACCCGGGCUGCAGUGAAGACCCUCGUUUACGUCUGCUUCGUCCCGAGUGGUUUAGAGGUAAAGAAGUACUGGAUUUGGGGUGCAACUCAGGCCAUGUAACGCUCUAUAUUGCCAAAAUGCUAAGACCCGCCCGCAUAUUGGGCCUUGACAUUGACAGUGGUCUGAUACAUGCAGCUCGUAAAAACAUAAGACAUUAUCUGUCUGAGCUGCAGACCCAAGAGGCCAGGCGAGCAAUGCAGGGCAAAAAGACUAGUAAACAGGAGGAGACAAAUGGAAACGCGAGUCACACGGGCACAGAAAAAGAGCACAACAAAGCUGAGAGCAGGGACGAAAAUGGGAAACCAGUGAAAGCAGAAAGUGGCCCUGCAGAUGAUGGAAAUGACAAUGAGUCGUGUCACACGGAUGAGAUGGAGACCCAGAGGCAGGGCAGCAAAACAGAGGAAAUGGAGCAAGAAGACUGUGAUUCACCCCCCGCUGAUCACUCUGAGAGCUGCUCUUUUCCUGUAUCCCUACGGAUCUCCAGGGGUCCCAUUGCUGCACCCCCGCUAACACAAACAUCCACGGUGCAGCCUGGGGAGUUCCCUUCAAAUGUGUCCUUCAUCAAGGCUAAUUAUGUACUGGAGAGCGAUAAUCUUCUUUUGACACAGCGGCCAGAAUAUGAUGUGAUUCUGUGUUUGAGCGUCACUAAAUGGGUCCACCUGAACUGGGGAGACAGUGGCCUCAAGCGGCUCUUUAAGAGGGUCUACAGACAUCUCCGUCAUGGGGGCCUUUUCAUCCUGGAGCCACAGCCCUGGGAGUCCUACGUGAGGAGAAAGAAGCUAACUGAUAAUAUUAGCAGGAAUUAUCACAGCAUCCGUCUCAAACCUGACCUGUUUGUGUCAUAUCUUACAACUGAAGUGGGCUUCACCAGUUUUGAAUACAUCGGGCCCCCCAAGUGUUCAGUAAGAGGUUUUCAGAGGCCAAUCUAUGUAUUUCACAAAUGACUGCGCCUGCCUUGAACAUCAUUGAAUGUGAGUAGCCUAAACCACCAUCAUACAUUCAAGCCAGCCAUCUACACUGGACCACAAGGGACAAUCUGAAACCUUGAAACCGUUACUCCGGCGUUUGAUGCUGAAGAUGAAUAACAGAAAGGAAAAUGGGACCAAAAGUGGAAUGACAUUUUUUUUAAGGAUGCAGACUGUCAAAGAGAAAGGUGUUAAAGUCCUCUGUGACUAGAAAUUAUUAAAAGUGUGGAGUAAACUCGGAUAGGACUCCAUGGGUAACCUGGAACAAAACUCCUAGUUUGGCCUGAGUGUGGAAGAGGUGUUCAUCUGCUCAGAUUUCCAUGGACUACUUCUAGUGGUAUUGAUGCCCCCAGUUUGAUCCAUGGCCAUAACUUGGGUUGGAAUAUCUUGGGCCAUAUCUUUACUUUCAGGAAGUUAUUCUGUGCCACCAUAUUUCUAUAUCUUUUACAUAUUAGGAUUGGACGAUGGGAAGUCUUAUCCAACUGGUCGCAAUCACCAUUUUUAACAGGUGAUAGAUGUUAUAUUCAUCAACUGUAUGUUGCGUAAGCAAAGCUGCACUAUAAUGCAUACAAUGCCAUUGAAGAGAUGAUAUUAAAUCUUUUGAAAAGUAAAGUGUUUUAUGCUGUGCAAGACACUGCGCACAAUACUUGUGAAUGUAGCCCCCCCACUGUAACUACUGAAGACUUAGAAAUCCUGCCUUACCUGUUAAAUAUAUGUUUAAACCCUUGAAUGCUCUUGCGGCAACCAUAUAGGCGCACAUUUGUUUGUGAUGAUUAAAACAGUUACACACGGUCAGUCACUGAGACAGUUUAACACUAAUGGCCUAUGUGUUUGUCCCAUCUUCCAAACCUAAUGCGCACCUUGUUCUUUGCCUUUUUUUUUUUUUUUUUUUAAAUUAGCUGAAUUUUGCUGAAUUAGCUUUCAUACAUGUUAAAUAGUGCUCAAAAUUUUUUCAUAUUUUGAAUACAACAUCAGAAAAAGCACCUACAUCACACAAAGACCUUAACAAGUGGAAAGUGGGGUGUCUGAAUAAAUAGAAAUAUGAGGCACAGUGGGGAAAGGUUUGCUAAACGGCCAAAAUAGCAUCCAGUUAAAUUUGAACUGAGAUGGUGUGACAUCCAUGUUAUUAUUCAGCCCACAAGGACUAUUUUAAGUAGAUCUGUAGCAGGCAGCCAUCUUUUUUUUCUUAUAUUUUUUCUUAAACAGUUAAGCCAUAGCCAUACCUUAUCUGCUGUCUCCAGUGUCCUUCAUGAGGUGCUGACUGAUACAACUGAGCGUAAAAUUGAGGCAAAGGCGAUUUGAGGCCCUGUGGUGUCAUCAGUCCUGUAUAAAUCAGAGACAUUCUGUUUUGUGGGUCUGUUCUCAUGCUCAUCCAGUAGUCCCCUGAGCCCCGUGUUGAUUUCUAGUUAUUCUAUAUAUGUAAGCAUAAACAAAAAAAAUACUGGAAAAUGAAUUGUUGCUUUAAUAUUGUUUUUAUUUUGUGUUUUUUUUUUUUUGUUGUUGUUUUUUUAAAACCAAAUUUCAGUAUGACUAUGCUUUUUGUUUUGACGAACUUCCAUUUUUUUCUGUAUUUUAUUUUAUUUAAUUUUUUUCCUGUCAUUCUGUUGGGGCAGAUCACACCCUCACUGCUUUUAAUCUUUGACCAAUAGGGCCUGUUCAGUGUUUCCCAGAGAUCUGGGUUCUGUUUGUGAUGGUGUUGGGGAUGGGUGUCGGGUGGCAGUGUUCAAAAGAAGCUACACACAUUUUGUCAAUGUGCUUCUCAGUAAAUAUUUUAACUGACUAAGCAUCUCCGGACAAAGAAAUUGCAGUGGAUAUCUGGAGAACAAUGACUACUUUCCUCAUCCCCACCUAGACAGUGUUGAUGGAGCCUGAGAGGCUCAAGCAGCUGAAUGAUAUCAAAGGACAUUAAAACAGAGACUUGGCUAUCAAGUCAGAUGGAAGGGAAAUACAAGAAGGCAGCGGCCAGCUAGUUUACUUGUAACUUGGCUUUUAAAAUUAGACUGUUGACGAUUAAUUUAGACUAUUAAAAGCUGGUGAUCUCUUGAGUGGGUGGAAAAAAUAAAUAAUUGCUAAAAAGAGUCCUCAAAUAUACUUCAUUGACCUGCCCAAGUAAUGACUAGGUGUGGGAAACACUGCAGGUACAGGUAUUCCUUGUGUUUGCUUUUUUAAUUGGUUUCCACUGAGCACCACCCAUCUGCAACCUUUCGUUGGAAGAGGCUGGCACAGAAAAUCUUCCUUUCAUGUGGCUGGUUCCGUUACGGGUGCGAUAGGGCAGGCGAUGAUGGACGAUAUGUUUCUGUUUUAAGUGAUCAAUGUAAAUAAGUUUGCAGAUUUUGUUCAUAAUGGCCUGAGUCGUUUAUACAGUGUUUUAUGGUUUUCUUUUGUUCUUUUAUAAUGUUUGCUGCCAAUUUACAAGUGAGUCACAGUUCUCUUUUUUUUUUUUUUUUUUUUU
Messenger RNA from Neolamprologus brichardi, 5212 nucleotides. The record is from RefSeq and is a predicted model, not a curated record. NCBI's taxonomy places the organism in Eukaryota, Metazoa, Chordata, Actinopteri, Cichliformes, Cichlidae.